AUGGAUUUACCUUCCUUACUGAAAACAGCACCUUGCAUCAAGGUCAAGAUGUUCGCUGAUGAUAUCAAAACCUAUGGAAUCUACGACCUUUCCAACUAUGAUGAAGUUCGCCAAGCGCUUGAAUUGUCCAUCAAGCGAAUGCUGGACUGGUCAAAAAUGUGGGAUCUUCCCAUUAACCUUGACAAAUGCUCUGUUAUGCGAACGGAAGGGAGGAAGGAGCUAAUAACGGCUACACAUCAUAAACUAAGGAACAUACCAUCAGAAAAGACGAUCGAGAAUCUCAGCGGAAAUUUACUGCGACCGUCCUCAAUGACUUCUUUACUCCGUACUUUAUUCAAUCCAUAUGAGAAAGAAGCCACAAAAGGGCAAGAGGAUGCAAUUUUUGAGUUGUUCAAGAUUCCUGGCAAGAACGAAGCAUCCAUUGGAAGAUUACUUACGGUCCUCAAGUCAUUUGGACUGCGAGUUGACGAUCCGAGGCUCAAGCCAAUGAUGAGAAGACUAAAACAAAUCGAGAAGCAAGAAGAAGCCAAAAUGAACGAAGCUGUUGAGCCAGAGCAUUGGAAACUCGGCAGAGAACAUUUCAAAGAGUGCGUAGCUCACAGCGUGGAUCUCAUCGCACAAGCACUACGUAAUAACCUUGUUAUUCCAUCUUGGCACACAUUUAUUGAUGAAAUCCGGAUUAUCUAUCAAGAGUGCGCCGAAAUUAGUGAUGGUAACGUGGCAUCGUAUAUUCCUCAACUUGCAAGACAAUCACCACAUUAUUGGGGAGUUUCGAUUUGUACCGUAGACGGACAGAGAGCAUCCUUCGGUGAUGCUAAAACACCGUUCUGCGUGCAGUCCGUUUCAAAAGCAUUCAAUUACGCUAUAGCCGCUUCGGAUCUUGGAGCUGCUUAUGUGCACACAUACGUGGGAGAAGUAACGAGUGGGCGCCUUUUUAACGAGAUUUGUUUCGAUAGCAGAAACAAAAAUUCUGGAGCUAUCAUAGUCACUUCUCUUAUCAAAAAUACAAUAGACAUGGUUGAUCGAUUUGACUACGUAAUUACGCAAUAUCGAAAGAUUGCUGGAGGAGAAUACAUUGGGUUCAACAAUGCCACAUUUUUGUCGGAAAGAGCUACCGCUGAUCGGAACUAUGCGAUCUCCUAUUACAUGAAAGAGAAGAAGUGUUUUCCGCCAGAGACAACAUCUCUAACGGAUGCUCUCGAUUUCUACUUCCAGCUAUGCUCAGUAGAAGGCAACUGCGAAUCUCUAAGUGUUAUGGCCGCAACGCUCGCAAAUGGAGGAAUCUGCCCAAUCACUGAGGAAAAAUGCAUUAAUCCCAAUGCAUGCAGAGAUGUACUGACGUUAAUGUAUAGUUGCGGAAUGUAUGACGCAUCUGGGCAGUUUUCGUUUGCGGUUGGCCUCCCAACAAAGUCUGGAGUAUCAGGAGUAAUGAUUGUUGUCGUACCAAAUGUCAUGGGUAUUGCGCUGUUUUCUCCUCCGUUGGAUGCGCUUGGCAACAGUUGCAGAGGAGUCGCAUUUUGCAAAAAACUGAUAGCAAAAUUCAAUUUCCACAACUACGAUUCCUUACUGCACGCCACAUCUCAUAAAGUGGACCCAAAGCGAAGAGAUAAGGAGCGCAAUCUGCUGCUCCGGCCCUCUAUGUGGCUCGAUCUAAAGAUAUGGUUGCGCUUAGGAGGUUUACUGAGAAGUACGUCGGAAAUUUGCCGCCUAUUGUUCACUUCUAGAGAACGACGAAAAAGUCAGAAGAAAUUUUACGUGUGA
Molecule: messenger RNA, 1761 nt
Organism: Cylicocyclus nassatus
Lineage: Eukaryota; Metazoa; Nematoda; Chromadorea; Rhabditida; Strongylidae
Source: the annotation of a GenBank genome assembly